AUGGCUAGGGUUACGGGUUUCCCUACACUAGCUUUGCAGCUAGGGCUAUUGGCUGCAAUCUCUAUUCCUUUCUUGCCGAGUUCCUUUGUGUUGGGGCUCUGGGAUCUCGGUGGUGAUCAAGACUUUACUAUCUUUGAGCAAUUUUUCUGCAUAGACGAGUUUGCUGCUAAGGAUGAUCUUUGA
Messenger RNA from Prunus armeniaca (apricot), 183 nucleotides. The record is from the annotation of a GenBank genome assembly. Lineage: Eukaryota; Viridiplantae; Streptophyta; Magnoliopsida; Rosales; Rosaceae.